Molecule: messenger RNA, 490 nt
Organism: Vitis riparia (riverbank grape)
Lineage: Eukaryota; Viridiplantae; Streptophyta; Magnoliopsida; Vitales; Vitaceae
Product: agamous-like MADS-box protein AP1
Exons: 2
Coding region: 176-490 (104 amino acids)
Biological process (GO): positive regulation of transcription by RNA polymerase II
Molecular function (GO): DNA-binding transcription factor activity, RNA polymerase II-specific; protein dimerization activity; RNA polymerase II cis-regulatory region sequence-specific DNA binding
Source: RefSeq, a predicted model, not a curated record
GAAAAAAUAUACCAUUUUUAGGGAGAAGAAUGAGACUUCUCUAUCUCUAGCUCUACUUGCAGCUGCCCCCUCCAUACCUUUUUCAUAUCCUUCCUCUCUCUCCCCACCUUUUUUCUCUCCUUUUCUUCCGUUUUCUGGGCUUGGUUCUGGACUGCUGCUAUAUGAGGGGAAGAACAUGGGUAGGGGAAGGGUUCAGUUGAAGAGGAUUGAGAACAAGGUAAAUAGGCAGGUGACCUUUUCAAAGAGGAGGUCUGGAUUGUUGAAGAAGGCUCAUGAGAUCUCAGUUCUUUGUGAUGCAGAGGUGGCCCUGAUUGUCUUCUCCACUAAGGGGAAGCUCUAUGAGUACUCCACCGAUUCCUGGAAAGCACCUUACCAGGAUGAGGAGCAUGCCAUGGAAUCUAAGUUGAUUCCUGGGAAUAAAAGGAUAGGCCUCUUGCAAGAAGAUCAAGGGCCAAAUGUUAUCCACUUUGGUUCCCAUUUUUCGUGGUGA